AGUCUUGUUUCAUUGAGGUUAAGUUCGGGUAGUUUAGUUUGUCUCGUUUAGUAUUAGUUUGUGUUCAGUUCAGUUUAAUUGAGAUUAAAUUAUGGAAUUGAAUGGAAUAUUUUAUAGUCUCAUGUGACAAGUCACAGUGAAAUUCUUCGCUUGCGUUACCCGACGUUUGCCAACAGUCACCACAUCAAGGGGCGUUGACACAGUUACAAAGUUACCCCGCUGCCUCCCCCUUUGUUCUUCUCCUGCCCCCACCUCACCCCUCACAGUGGUACCCGUUUCCUCACCGAGGCUUCACCGCUGCUGCCAAGAAGAGGUCCCUCCGCCGAGGCUCCACCGCCAGUGCUCCAUCGCCGAGGCUCCUCCGCCAAGGCCCCACCGCCACCAAGAGGCCCCACCGCCACCAAGAGGCUCCACCGCCACCAAGAGGCCCCACCGCCACCAAGAGGCCCCACCGCCACCAAGAGGCUCCACCGCCACCAAGAGGCCCCACCGCCACCAAGAGGCCUCAUCGCCACCGCCGAGGCUCCACCGCCACCAAGAGGCCCCACCGCCACCAAGGGGCCCCACCGCCACCAAGAGGCUCCACCGCCACCAAGAGGCCCCACACCGCCACCAAGAGGCCUCACCGCCACCAAGGGGCCCCACCACCACCAAGAGGCCCCACCGCCACCGCCGAGGCUCCACCGCCACCAAGAGGUCCCUCCGCCAAGGCACCACUGCCGAGGCUCCACCGCCACCAAGAGGCCCCACCGCCAUCAAGAGGCUCCACUGCCGAGGCUCCACCGCCACCAAGAGGCCCACUGCUGCCACCGCCGAGGCUCCACCACCGCAACCAGGGCCACAAAGCCAAGGCCAAGUCUCAGCGCCGAGUGAGGGAUGUCAGAGACGGAGACUGAUGCGGAGAGGGAGGCGGGAUCUCAGAUUGAAGAUGAAGGGCAGGAGGAAGAGGAUGAAGAAAAAGAGGAACAGCCUGAACCGAAGCCUCUAACGACAGAAAUCCUGGCGGAAUCGUUAUCCCUUCUGUGCAAAACUGGAAACUCUCUGUCUCACGCCUACGUCCGCGCCGAUCUGCGCGAUCGUGAGCUAACUGACAUCAACGCCCUGCGUCCAUUUGUCCACCUGCGUUACGUGGAUAUCUCUGGGAACAUGAUCCAGGAUAUCUCUCCUUUGGCCAACCUGAGCCAGCUGCUGUGGGUGUCUGCGGAUGGGAACCACCUCUCCAGCGCCCAAGUGGAGGAGCUGCCCUUCCUUCAGGUGGCCAGCUUCGCCCGCAACUCCAUCCGGGACACGGAGGGAAUCUACCACCCACUGCUGGAGACUCUCAAUCUGAACAAUAAUCAGAUUCGGGAGGUUUCUGGAUUGGAUCCCAUGAAGCUGUCUCGCCUCCACACGCUGGAACUGCGAGGCAACCUGUUAGAAUCCACUCGUGGGAUUAUCUUGCCAAACCUGCGCCACUUGUACCUGGCGGCCAACACCAUCAGCCGAUUGGAAGACUUAGACGCCCUCACGGGUCUCCAGACUCUUCACUUGCGAGAAAAUCACAUUGAAACCCUACAGGGCUUCAGCCCAACAAUGGUGGCUCUGCAAUAUAUCAACCUCAGGAGUAACCUAAUUGUCGAAAUCAAUGAAUUGAAACACCUCGAAUGUGUGCCUAAUCUUCGAGCGUUAGUCCUUGCAGAUAACCCAUGUGCUGAGGAAGACUCCCACCGCCUCGAGGCUCUCCUCACCGUCCCUGGACUGGAGAGACUCGACAAGGACAGUUUUGGGAUUGACGAGAGGGCCGAGGCAGCCAGCACCAGGAAGCAGAGGGAAGAAGAGGCGGCGGCGGAGAAGGCCGCCAAAGACCAGGACAUUGAGGGGCUGGACACGACCUGAGGGCCCUCGAGGGGCCUGAGCGACGAGGCAAGGCUGGAAGGGGUAGUGAGGGCCUUUCAUGUGGCCUGAUGGGGUUGUGAGGGGCCGGAAGCCCUUUCCAGGAGUCUGAGGAAGGAAUGAGGGGCACAAGGGAAGGGAGUUAGAGGUGAGUGAGAGGGAGUGAGGAGGGAAGGAAUGAGGCCCUGAGGUGCUCUCACUCUCUCCCCUCCUCCCCAUCACUCCUCACCCCUCUCCCUUCCUCACUCCCCCUACCUUCUCACUCCCUCCCAUCUCCUCUCCACACUCUCCCCCAUUCUUCUCUCCUUUCCCUCCUUCGUUUAGUUUACUUUAAUUUAGUGUAGGUUAGAUUAGUUUAGCAGUGGUUUAGUUUAGCUCCCCCCUCCCUCCUGUCCCUCCCUCCUCUCCUCUCCCUCACUACAUUCCUCCCUCCCUCCCAUUUGUCUCUAAACUCAACGGAACUCUAUUCCCAGCUUCCUCUGCAUUCACUGCAUUUACUUAAAAAUUAUUGUCUAAUUCUAUAAAGUCAGUAAAAUGAAA
Messenger RNA from Amblyraja radiata (thorny skate), 2412 nucleotides. Its product is annotated as leucine-rich repeat-containing protein 23. The coding region runs from base 877 to 1875 and encodes 332 amino acids. Gene Ontology annotation, molecular function: protein binding. Lineage: Eukaryota; Metazoa; Chordata; Chondrichthyes; Rajiformes; Rajidae. The record is from RefSeq and is a predicted model, not a curated record. The transcript is spliced from 9 exons.